AAAGGUUUAUGGUUAGGUUGGGUAGGGACGUCCAAAGGAUACCAGAUAGUACUAACCCAAGACAAAUAUUUAACUAACGACUGCAUGAGUAACGUUAGCUACCAGAUAUUAAGUGCUAGAUACAUUCUAAUAUGAAAUGUUAUCCACGAUUUACGUUUGAUUACCUAUGAAGCAACAUCUUUUUGUUUCGCACAUUUUGAAGAGGUGAUCACUUACAGGUGACUGCUUGACUAAGAAUAGGGGCAUACUGCCUCUGUAUACAGUCGACCAUGGCUUCAUUGGGUGGCAGCAGUUCCUCUUCUACAGAGUACAUAGUCCGGGUCCCCAAGAACACCAGUAAGAAGUACAGCAUCAUGGCCUUUAACUCUGGGGACAAAGUAAACUGCUCCUCCUGGACCCAGGCUCGUAUGGAGCGGGACAUGAGUAACAGGAGGAUGUAUGGUGUGGAGGAGACUGAGGAGGGGGCGGCAGGCAGUGAGUUUGGGAAGAAGCAGAGGGAGGAGGCACGCAGGAAGAAGUUUGGAAUAGUCACCAGGGAGUUCAAGGUGGAGGACCAACCCUGGAUCCUCAAGGUCAACGGCAAGGCAGGGAAGAGGUUCAAGGGAACGAAGAAAGGGGGCAUAACGGAGAAUGCGUCCUACUACAUCUUUACCCAGUGUCCCGACGGGGCCUUUGAGGCCUUCCCCGUCAACGGUUGGUACAACUUCGUGCCCCAGGCCAAACACCGCACGCUGACCGCCGAGGAGGCAGAGGAGGAGUGGGGCAGGAGGAACAAGGUGGUGAACCACUUCAGCAUCAUGCUCCAGAGGCGCCUGCGGGAGCAGGAGAGAGGGCCGGACGAUGACGACGAGGAAGGCGAGAAGGGGGGGAAGAAGAAAAAGAAGAAGGGAGGAAGAGGAGGGGACCUGCGCAUCCAUGACCUGGAGGAUGACCUGGAGCUGAGCAGUGAUGAGAGCGACAGCAGCGGAGGAGAAGAUGGAGACAGCAAGCCCAAGAAGAAAGAGGGGGAUGUGAAGGGGAAGGGGAAGGGGAAGAAGAAGAAGAAGAAGAGGGGCAGUGACAGCGAGGCUAAUGAGGACAGUGACGAUGGAGACUUUGAGGGCCUGGAAGUCGACUACAUGUCAGAUGAGAGCAG
This is a messenger RNA of Oncorhynchus gorbuscha (pink salmon), 1135 nucleotides long. RefSeq names its product general transcription factor IIF subunit 1-like. Gene Ontology annotation, molecular function: TFIIF-class transcription factor complex binding; RNA polymerase II general transcription initiation factor activity; DNA binding. Gene Ontology annotation, cellular component: nucleus; transcription factor TFIIF complex. The transcript has 8 exons. The record is from RefSeq and is a predicted model, not a curated record. The annotation marks the transcript as partial. Lineage: Eukaryota; Metazoa; Chordata; Actinopteri; Salmoniformes; Salmonidae. Gene Ontology annotation, biological process: transcription initiation at RNA polymerase II promoter; positive regulation of transcription elongation by RNA polymerase II.